Messenger RNA from Penicillium longicatenatum, 2565 nucleotides. Its product is annotated as beta-mannosidase. Gene Ontology annotation, molecular function: beta-mannosidase activity. The coding region runs from base 1 to 2565 and encodes 854 amino acids. The transcript is spliced from 5 exons. Gene Ontology annotation, biological process: glycoprotein catabolic process; carbohydrate metabolic process. The record is from RefSeq and is a predicted model, not a curated record. NCBI's taxonomy places the organism in Eukaryota, Fungi, Ascomycota, Eurotiomycetes, Eurotiales, Aspergillaceae.
AUGGAGCUGAAGAGCUACUCUCUUUCCACCGGGUGGUCGUUUCGGGACCAGGCCACAGAAGAUUGGAUGCCCGUAUCGACGGUGCCCUCCGUCGUGCAACAGGAUCUGCUCGAUAACGACAAACUUGAAGACCCAUUUGCUGAGCUGAACGAGCUCAAAGCACGCUGGGUCAACCAAAAGUCAUGGGUAUACCGCACUACGUUUGCAAAACCGACCGUCCCCCAACAUGCCGCGAUUGACUUGAUCUUUGAUGGCUUGGACACAUUUGCCACCGUUAAACUGGAUGGUAAAGUAAUCCUCCAGUCUGACAACAUGUUCCUGGGUCAUCGAGUCAACGUCACGGAGGCAAUGCAAGCAGAGGGCGAGCAUACACUGGAGAUUGAAUUCGACUGUGCCGAACUCAAGGCUCGUGAACUUCGUAGCCAGGACGAAUCCCACAAAUGGGUAGGGUUCAACGGAGACAUGUCUCGUCUGGCAGUCAGAAAAGCGCAAUACCAUUGGGGCUGGGACUGGGGACCAGUGCUGAUGACGGCGGGCAUUUGGCGUCCGGUGCGACUAGAAGUUUAUACCGCACGCGUGGCUGACCUGUGGCCUCAAGCAAAACUCUCCUCGAAUAAAGAGACCGCUGAGGUUGUUGCAACGAUUAAGGUCGAAACACCGGAUGUGGAAGAAUACACAGCUCGCUUUAGUCUAUGUCUACAAGGGAACGAAAUUGCUCGCCAAGAAAUCCCGGUGGCCAGUGGGCAAAACACCCAAGUUGCAUUUCGUGUGAAUCGACCUGAACUUUGGUGGCCCCACGGAUAUGGUAAUCAAACUAUGUACGAGGUAUCCGUGGUGCUACUUCACGGAGAAGAGACCGUGGAUCAAACAUCCAAGAGAUUCGGAAUCCGAACUGCGGAAGUCAUCCAAAAGCCGGACAAACAUGGGAAAUCCUUCUUCUUCCGCAUCAAUGGAAUGGAUAUCUUCUGUGGAGGCUCCUGUUGGAUACCUGCAGACAGUCUUUUGACAAAUAUCACUCCUCAACGGUACCGCAAGUGGAUUGAGCUAAUGGUGGAGGGUCGACAAGUGAUGAUCCGAGUAUGGGGUGGUGGUAUUUACGAAGAUUCUGCGUUUUAUGAAGCUUGCGACGAGCUGGGAGUGCUGGUAUGGCAAGACUUUAUGUUUGGGUGUGGCAACUAUCCCACAUGGCCAUCCCUACUUGAAUCUGUGCGCCAAGAAGCCGUAUAUAAUAUCCAGCGAUUACGCCACCAUCCGUCUAUUGUUAUCUACGUCGGUAACAACGAAGACUAUCAAGUACAAGAGUCAGUUGGUUUGACUUAUGAUUUCGAAGACAAAGAUCCAGAAAGUUGGCUUAAAUCAGACUUCCCCGCACGGUACAUCUACGAGAAGCUCCUCCCGGAGGUGACUUCGGAGCAUUGUCCAGGGACCUUCUAUCAUCCAGGCAGUCCGUGGGGUGAUGGCAAAAUAUCAUCAGAUCCCACAGUAGGCGAUAUGCAUCAAUGGAACGUAUGGCAUGGGACCCAGGAAAAAUACCAGAUUUUUGAGACUUUGGGUGGCCGGUUCAACAGCGAAUUUGGCAUGGAGGCAUUCCCACACAUGGAGACAAUCAAAUCAUUUUCUCGAAAUCCAAAGGAUCACCAUCCCCAAUCUCAGGUCAUGGACUUUCACAACAAGGCGGAUGGCCACGAGCGGCGGAUAGCCACCUAUUUGGUAGAAAAUUUCCGUUUUCCACAUGGUGGAAGUCUUGAGGCAUAUAUUUACCAAACUCAAGCCGUACAGGCUGAGACGAUGAUGUUUGGGUAUCGUGGUUGGCGGCGUCAGUGGGGCGAUGAACGACACUGUGGAGGAGCCCUUCUCUGGCAGCUCAACGAUUGCUGGCCGACAAUUUCCUGGGCCAUCGUCGAUUAUUUCCUCAGACCGAAACCUGCAUAUUAUGCGGUCAAGAGGGUGCUCAAUCCUAUUGCUGUGGGUGUGCAGCGCGAGCAUCAUGACUGGAGUGUGGUUCAUGCUCAGCCAGCACUCACUAGUCAGUAUCAGUUAUGGGUUGUCAGUAAUAAGCCAGAGGAUCUCCAUGGGACAGUGGAGCUGCGAUUCAUUUCCAUUGAAACCGGGAAAGAGAUACGCCCUCCGGUGGUCCGCGAAAAUGUUGUCAUUGCAGGGAAUGGCACUACCAAUAUCAUCACUGACGGACUCAUCGACCAUGUUGCAGAGCCGGACCCUCAUGUGCUGGCUGCACGAGUGUGGGUGAACAACGAACUAGUAGCCCGGGACGUCGACUGGCCACAGCCUUUCAAAUACAUAGAUCUCCCGACACCACUCAUUGAGAUCAAACCCUUGAGCUCGGUUACCACUACAGAUGAUAUUCGGACUGUGACGAUUGCCGCCCUGAAACCUGUCAAAUGCCUUGUUUUCGAGGAGCGAGACGGAAUCAAAUAUAGUGACAACGCGCUGGAUAUUGUCCCCGGUGAUGUGCAACAGGUGAAUAUCUCGGGAUUGUCGAACAUCUCAAGCCUGACAUACAGAUUUUUGGGACACGAGGAAUCUGCUCAGAGUGUGGCCAUUUAG